This is a messenger RNA of Dentiscutata erythropus, 468 nucleotides long. The record is from the annotation of a GenBank genome assembly. Lineage: Eukaryota; Fungi; Glomeromycota; Glomeromycetes; Diversisporales; Gigasporaceae.
UCAUCAAACGAAAGCUUUGUACCAAAGCCAAAGUUAACUAAGUAUUCCUCAAAUUCGGCAAAUUCGGAAUUUUCGUUUAUUGAUCCCGAUUUUUGUCCUAUUAUUGAUAAUGAUAUUGAAAUAAAUCAGUCAAUUCAAUUAAAUACUCAAUCACAAAACAAAAAAUUAGGAUUUAUUUUUUGCCCUCCUGAGCAUUAUAAUCAUAUACUCAAUCUCAUAGCCAAGCAUUUUAAUCAACAUCCAUUUAUUCCUACUUCUGAUAACCAAUACUGCUCUCCAAAUCAAAUUCGUAAAGCAGCUGUAAAAGAAAUGUACAUAUACUGCAAGAACAACGAUCUUAAAUGGACAUGGUCAUACCUAUGGGUAGAAUGGUAUAGUUUAUUAAAAUGGUCUAAUUGGGUGCAAAGCGCAAAAAAAGAAAUUUCAGUAUUAAGAACAACAAUGAUCACAGAGUUAAAUGGAGACUAA